AUGGUGGCAAAAGGCCUUUCGGCCACAUACAAGCUUCGCUUUGAGAAAUGGCGCCUAUUGACUGGGUCUUGCAAAGUCUUGGACCACGGGGCCCACCUGGAGGUGUUCCUGAGCGCCAUCCAGGUGGAUCCCUCUUGCUUUGAUGACUGGAUACAAGAUCUUCGCAAGGACCCGUUCCACCAUUUUGCCGAGGAUGCCGCAGGUCCUGCACCUGCAGAGCCUUUGGAGUCUGCCAAGCUGACAAAGAAGGUGAUGCCAGUGAAGCGCUGCCGCACCCGACAGUGCAAGGUCUUGGUUGUGAGCUUAUAA
Durusdinium trenchii is the source of this 309-nucleotide messenger RNA. NCBI's taxonomy places the organism in Eukaryota, Dinophyceae, Suessiales, Symbiodiniaceae. The record is from the annotation of a GenBank genome assembly.